CUUCUAUGAAACAUAUAGUUCCUCAAAGCACGCCAUGGAAGGACUCACUGAAUCAUUAGCAAUCAGGAUGAAAGCAUUCAACGUCAAAUUAACUAGCGUGGUACCAGGCCCAGUGGCUACAAGCAUCAAUGAUAAUAUCGUUGAGGGAAACCGCCUGCCUUCAAGAAAGAAGGUCGAUCCAAUCACAAGAGAACAACUCAAGAUACUGAGCACACAUCAGAAACAUUACUUCGAGGAAAUGUUCCAAACAACGGAAGAAAUCACCGACAUCGUCCAGAAAAUCAUCGAAAUGGACCUCUACAACGGACCGGUUCGGUUUCUAACCAGCGAGGAUGUACGGCUGAGGACCGCCAUGAAGUUUUCUGAUAUCGGAGCUGUCACGUGGAUGAAUUUCAUUCGGAAAAUCAUCGAGGAGCCGAUCAUUGCCGAUUCCAAGCCGAAACAUGACGAGUCGCAGAUCUAAGAACCUUUUUGUUAAAUCAUGAAAUUAGACUGUCUAUAGUGAUGCUGAUUGCACAUAAGUCGUCACUCCACCGUGCGAAUUCAUUGAAGAAGAAAAAAUCGACACUCCCCUUUUCUCAAUCUAGGUGUACCGUGUAGUAGGUUUGGAAAGAGAAAGGAUUUUUGAUGGAAUUCAUUGUAUAUUGAUAACGAUGGACAAAAGAAAAACCAUGAAAUCUUGGGAGAUAAUUGCCCGAGGUUGUAAAGUAUGUAAUGUUUGUAAUAAGUAAACCCUUAUCUGUUAUCUUUAACAAUUUGUUAAGUAGUGGUACCUUCCCAACAAUAUUAAAGGUUGCUCACGUCACACCCAUUUCCCCAGAAGGGUAAUCAAAAUAAUUUUAACAACUUCCGUCCAAUAUCAGUUAUGUCCAUAUUUUCCAAAAUAUUAUAAAAAUGCGUUUUAAAGAUUAAUUGAAAUUUUAGAUAAAUACAAUAUACUUCUCAAAAUCAAUUCGGAUUUAGACAGGGCCAUUCAACAGUAACUGCAAUACGUGAUUUAAUUAAUAAAAUUAAUGGAGCACUAAA
This is a messenger RNA of Strongylocentrotus purpuratus (purple sea urchin), 1026 nucleotides long. RefSeq lists its product as uncharacterized. The record is from RefSeq and is a predicted model, not a curated record. Bases 35 to 463 code for a protein of 142 amino acids. Lineage: Eukaryota; Metazoa; Echinodermata; Echinoidea; Camarodonta; Strongylocentrotidae. The transcript is spliced from 3 exons.